AUGGCUCUCCCCAGUCUGUCUCUUCAUACAACAACCGCGUCGGCGGAUGGGGUGGGCCUCAAAACUCACACGGGCCCCCAAAGUCAUAAUUCAUACCAUCAUAAUUCGAAUCAAGGCCAUAGUGGGCCUCCCAACGGACCAUCGAAUCGAGGCAAUCGCGGUGGCUACCGAGGUGGGAAGUACAAUCAGCAAGGCCCACCACAAGACCGACGGUUCUCGGGGCCUGGUGCGCAGUACCAGCCCUCAAAUAGAGGACGAGGCAACCAUCAGGAUAAUUCACAAUUCACUCCAGGCGGUCCAAGACGGGGCGGCGGCCAAAAUUCAAACUACCAACCAAGCCAUUCAGGCUCCAGACAACCGUCCCCAACACAUUCUCAAUACCACUCUCGAGGCUCAAGAGAACAAACUGCCGAAGACGACAGCCAGCACAGACCGUCGAAGGAUCUGCCGGGCGAAGAACGGAGAGAACCAAACGGCCAACCACUAGACAAUCAGGGUAAUACCAACCAGGCGAAGGAUUCGAAGUUCAGCUUUGCGUUCAAGUCAAAACAAACUUCAGCGGCACCAGCUAAAGCUCCUCCAGAUCUGAACACGAAGGGCAAGCCACCCUUUGAGAAGCAAGAAGGUCGCCCACCACCGACACAACCAAAGGGACAGGGCACUAGAUUUGACCAGACACCGUCUCAGCGUUACGAUAAAAACAAUCGACACCAAGAUCGGAGACCACCAUUUCCCGAUCAGAGGAACGCACCUGUUGACAGAAGGUACCCCUAUGGCAGACCUCACUCCAACGAUCGACGACCAGAACGCUCACGUUCGCCGCCUCCGAAACGCCUGAAACCCGAACCUCCUAAGCCGCGUCCUAGACUCCCACCCGAGUUUGCCGAGUCAGAAUCCAUCUACUACCGCAAACCCGGCAAUGAGUCUGUGGUAGGUGCAGGCACAUAUGGCAAGGUUUUCAAAGCCAUUCAUAUCUACACGCGCGACAAAGUUGCACUGAAGAAGAUUCGAAUGGAAGGCGAGAGAGAUGGCUACCCCAUCACUGCUGUCCGCGAAAUACGACUCCUCCAACAUCUUCGCCAUAAGCACGUAGUGGCCCUGCAUGAAGUCAUGGUGGAAAAGAACGAAUGCUUCAUGGUCUUCGAAUACAUGUCGCACGAUCUUACGGGUCUCAUCAACCACCCUACCUUCAAGCUUACCGCCGCGCAUCAGAAGAAUCUCGCGUUUCAAAUGUUCGACGGCCUCGAGUUCCUCCAUCGUCGGGGGGUCCUCCAUCGAGACAUCAAAGCCGCCAACAUUCUCGUUUCCAACACUGGUCAGCUGAAGUACGCCGAUUUUGGACUGGCUCGUUUCUACACCAAGUCUCGCCAGCUCGACUAUACCAAUCGGGUCAUCACCAUCUGGUAUAGGCCACCCGAGCUUCUUCUUGGAGAAACGCAGUAUGGUCCGGCUGUCGAUAUCUGGUCAGCUGCUUGCGUCUUCAUGGAAAUGUUCACGCGAAAAGCCGUUUUCCCAGGUGAAGGCGGUGAACUCUCGCAACUCGAAAAGGUGUACAACGUGCUAGGUACUCCUACACGUGCGGAGUGGGCGGGCAUCGUCGAUCUGCCGUGGUUCGAGCUAAUGCAACCGGCUACUCGCAAGAGUCGGCAAUUUGAAGCUAUGUUCAAUCAGAUGUUCUCGCCCAAGGCGUUGGAGCUUAUCCAGUGGUGCUUCAAGUACGAUCCCACGCAACGUCCCAGCGCCGAGGAAGUACUGCAGCACGGGUAUUUUACGACCGAGGAGCCCGAAGCUCAUCAGCCGGUCGAGCUUGCGCAAGUUGAUGGUGACUGGCAUGAGUUCGAAAGUAAGCAGCAUCGCAAGGAUAAGGAGCGUCGGCGAAAGGAGGAAUGGGAGGCAGAGCGGGCAAAGCGCAAGAAGGCUGAGAAAGACGCCCGAGAAGGGAAGAUAUCGUCUGCACCAGCAACGGGAGCGCUGGAAGGCCAGGGCAAUGCAAGCACGACGAAAGUUCCAGCCGCUCCGAUGCCUGAGGCUGAACAAGAUGACGAGGGGGGUAGUGACGGUGAAGGAAGUGCGAGGAUGAGCAUGUCCUGA
This is a messenger RNA of Cyphellophora europaea CBS 101466, 2091 nucleotides long. RefSeq lists its product as uncharacterized. Bases 1 to 2091 code for a protein of 696 amino acids. Lineage: Eukaryota; Fungi; Ascomycota; Eurotiomycetes; Chaetothyriales; Cyphellophoraceae. The record is from RefSeq and is a predicted model, not a curated record. The transcript has 2 exons. Gene Ontology annotation, molecular function: ATP binding; cyclin binding; RNA polymerase II CTD heptapeptide repeat kinase activity. Gene Ontology annotation, cellular component: nucleus; cyclin/CDK positive transcription elongation factor complex. Gene Ontology annotation, biological process: positive regulation of transcription elongation by RNA polymerase II; protein phosphorylation; transcription elongation by RNA polymerase II.